Aspergillus sclerotioniger CBS 115572 is the source of this 2428-nucleotide messenger RNA. RefSeq names its product fungal specific transcription factor domain-containing protein. The coding region runs from base 325 to 2391 and encodes 688 amino acids. The record is from RefSeq and is a predicted model, not a curated record. The transcript has 2 exons. NCBI's taxonomy places the organism in Eukaryota, Fungi, Ascomycota, Eurotiomycetes, Eurotiales, Aspergillaceae. Gene Ontology annotation, molecular function: DNA binding; zinc ion binding. Gene Ontology annotation, biological process: DNA-templated transcription.
CGAUGCUAGUUCAUAGUAUGUACUACUAGGCAUAGCCGCCGCCUUCCCCGCAGACUCAGAUCGGAUGCUGCGUCAUGCUGGCCGUGCCCCGACUAGUUGCUCUUGGCUCCCCCGGAUCGCCCGCCUGCGGCUUCUGAAUUAACCGUCGUGGCCUCUCAUCAGCCCCCUCAAUCUUACACUGGCAAUUCUCCGUGCUGUCGGCAUGUACGGCCAUGAGUCCUAAACGCCAAUCUCCUCCGACCACACCCCGGGCCUGUCAAUUCUGUCGCGUUCGCAAGAUCCGCUGUGACAAUGUGAAACCCGUCUGUGGCUCGUGCCAGCGCCAUGAUCGACAAUGUGUCUAUGUCGUCGACCCACCCCGGCAGAGGUACGUCUCGUUAUCCGUGGCUGGCCAGAUCAUGCCACGCCGGUCUGACCUGCCAUAGGCCAUCCAGAGCCCUCAUCAACGCGGCUCAUCGUCAGAGGCGUGCGGCUGAGAACGUCAUCAUUGCCUUGAAGAAUGCGGAGCCUAAUGCCCGGGAUGGCAUUCUAGACUCGAUCCAGGUCAAGGAUGGGUUCCUGGAAUUGCCGCCGGCCUUGACUGGCCCCAGUUCCACCAACAUCCCGGCCCAGCCGGCCCAGGCCAGUGAUGCAUACAACGGCUCGACCCUGUCCAGCACACCCAAUGACUUGAAUGAUACCACCUCCGAGGACGAGGAAUACGACCCCACCACCUUUCUAUCCCGCGAUGAAUGCGGUACAGUCGGUAUAUUUGGCCCGUCGUCGGCGUUGCAUGCCCGGAGCCCCGUCGGCCUUGUUGACGGCGCCAACCCGCGAUCGGCUGCUGAACCGGAUCGGUAUCAACUCAUUGCCGAGGCAGCCCUACAGCGCCAACGCGAGCCUGACCUGCGUCAUCUAGUGACCAUAGGGGGGAUCCCGUCCGAGUUGGCCUUGCAUCUGCUUGACCUGCACUGGAACCGCCAGCAUCACACGUUCCUGCUGACCUAUCGCCCAGCAUUCAUGCGAGAUCUGGUCACCGGUGGGCCGUACUGCUCGGAGUUUCUGCUUAGCGCCGUCUUUGCCUGUUCGAGUAAGUUUUCAGAACGGCUCGAGGUGCGGGAAGAUCCUCGACGGCCCGAGUCUGCUGGGAAACAGUUUUUCGACCGGUGUGACCAAUUGCUGGCUGAGCAGUCACUCUUGACACAUUCUAGCAUUCCCACUAUCGCCGGGUUGAUCAUGCUCGGCAGCACUUUCAACGCCCGAGGACAGACCUCAAAAGGUUGGUUGUACACGGGGUUUGCCCUGCGCAUGGUGUACGACAUGGGGUUGCAUCUCGACUGCAAGGAGGUUGCUGCCAGUGCGGAGGAUAUCGAGGUCCGUCGUCGUGUCUUCUGGGCAGCUUUCAUAUGCGACAAACUGCAGAGCUUGUACUUUGGGCGUCCCUUUACCAUUCAGCUGCGUGAUGCCCAUGUAUCGCGAGUCUUUAUGGAUACUUUUGAAGAGAAUGAGCUGUGGAUGCCAUAUGUCGAUCCCCAGAAGCCGGAGAGCCAGAUCCGCUCUAAUGUCCCUACGCGCAUCUAUUCCGUGACCGUUUUUCAACAAUUGUGCUCAUUGUCCAAGAUCAUGACGAGCAUCAUCGAUCGCUUCUACAUGGCUGGUGCCACUGGGAGCAAGACGCGCAAGUACCUGGAGCUGAUCGACCGCCGGCUAGCGACGUGGUACCGGAAACUACCAGUGGAGCUGCAAUUCGAGCCCUGGGCGGAUGAUGGCCGGUCUCCACCAGCUGUCGUCGCGCCCAAUGUCAUCAUCCUUCUGACCACCUACAACGCGCUCAUCAUCUUGCUACAUCGCCCGUUCAUGGGCAGUGGGCAUUUGCGCGCCGAGGAUCCGCCGGCGGACUCCUGGGAACGCUGCAUCACAGCUGCCCGCAACAUCACGAGCCUGGCGUUGGCGUAUCGCUCCGGCUAUUCGCUACGGCGGGCGAACUACAUGCUCAGCUACGCGGUGUAUGUAGCUUGCACCAUUCAUGCACGCAAUCCGGCCAUCCGGGAAAGUACACGACGCAAAGAAGCCUCGUCUCCAUUGACAGUCUGUCUGCGCUGUCUAGACGAGCUGGCAAUCCCCAACUGCGGAGUGUCGGCGCCAUCGAAGAUUAUCCGCCGGCUGAUGGAGGCCAACGGCAUGUCCAUCCAAACGGGCUGCGACCCUACCAUCCAAGACCCCUUCCAGGUGGACAUCAACCUAGACUUCCAAACAUUCCCGGGCCUCGACUUCAGCCCGCGCCGCCUCGACCACGACAACCAGCUCUCCGGGUUCCAAGACUUCAACCAAGAUCUGGAUCUGCUGUUCGGGUUCAUGAACGAGCCGGACGUGUCCAUCUCAUCGAUCUUCAAUAGUGUUGUUCCUUACUAACUGUACAUCCAUACCCUAUCAAAUAGACCUUUCUUUC